Messenger RNA from Ylistrum balloti, 1714 nucleotides. RefSeq names its product cysteine-rich PDZ-binding protein-like. Gene Ontology annotation, biological process: cytoplasmic microtubule organization. NCBI's taxonomy places the organism in Eukaryota, Metazoa, Mollusca, Bivalvia, Pectinida, Pectinidae. The transcript is spliced from 6 exons. Gene Ontology annotation, cellular component: dendrite. Gene Ontology annotation, molecular function: microtubule binding; PDZ domain binding. The record is from RefSeq and is a predicted model, not a curated record. Bases 10 to 309 code for a protein of 99 amino acids.
UUGACGAAGAUGGUUUGUGAGAAAUGUCAAAAGAAAUUAGGAAAAGUCAUCACCCCAGAUCCAUGGAAAAGUGGUGCAAGAAAUACAACAGAAGGAGGAGGUCGUAAAGUGGGUGAAAAUAAAGCAUUAACAGCUAAGAAAAACAGAUUUUCACCUUAUGCUACAUUUGAGAAAUGUCGCAUCUGCAAGUCAUCUGUACAUCAGGCAGGAUCACAUUACUGCCAAGGAUGCGCUUAUAAGAAAGGUAUCUGUGCAAUGUGUGGAAAGAAGAUCAUAGAGACAAAGAACUAUCGCCAGACAUCAGUGUGAUGAUGAAAAUGAAGAUAUUUUGUUUAUCAAUAAGAACUAUUGCCAGACAUCAGUGUGAUGAUGAAAUAGAGAUAUUUUAUUUGUGGUCUUGACAAUAACUAUCACCAGACAUCAUUGUGAUUAUGAAAAUGAAAAUAUUUUGUUUAUCAAUAAGAAUUAUUGUCAGACAUCAGUGUCAUUGUGAAAGUGGAGAGAUCUUUUUUUUUGUAGACCAAAGAAACUUUGACUUGAUGUUUGUAGCAGACAGCAAUAAAUUGCUGCCAAAUAUCAGUGUUAUUUAGGCCAAUUUGACAACAUUUGUGAACUAUCCACUCAGACUCAUAGUUAUCACUAAUUUUUCAGACAUGAAGUAUGAAUUUAAUACGAGAUUAAUCAGUGUUUCAUGAUUAAUUGAUGUACAGGUACAAUGGUCUGAUUUAGAACCAAUAAGUUAUUUGAUGCCAUUCUCUGUUUUUACUGAUGUAGGUUAUCCAUUUCAAUCUCAGAUUAAUUUGUUAAGUUAUAGAAUACCUGUAUUAAGGUUAAUCACUUUGUAUUAAUAUAUUUUAUCUGUAGGUAUUUUAAUGGGUUUUGUACUUGUUGCACUUUUAACGAACGUGGUUAACUAAAAUAUGUCAAAGAGAGCUGGUGUGAAUGUUGCGAAAACUACUUAGUAAAUCAUAAUGAAAUCAUGGUGGUAGUCUAUAGUUGAUAAAGAGAUAGGGGCUUGUUGGGGGCUUAAGUAGAGAGUGAGUUAGCAGGCUUCAUAUGGGCUGAUUUCUUCUUAACAUCAUUUUCAAAAGAAAUGGUCAUGUUUCAUCAAAAUUAUGGUGGUACACUGUUGUCCAUUAGUUACAAAAUUGUAAAAUGAUACCAAUUCUCCUUGUCCAGAUAUGAAGUCGGAUACCAACUUUCCUGGUCCAGGGGUUGAUGUCAAUAUUGACAUUUGGAUGAUUUGUUUACAAGAACAUCUCCUCCUCCAGAAGUACAAGUAAAAUUUUAACCAAACUGAGAGGAGGUGGUCCAUUGUAUCAGAAAUUGCCUCAGAAUCUCUUUCUCAUUUGCCCUAUCAAAGUCUAAUACAAAUUACAAAUAAAAAACGAUGAGAUUGGUUGGUUUGUUUUCAAGAUCAUUCCAAACUAGAGUUCAAGUUUUAAUGAUAUUGUGUUUCAAAGGGUGAUGAACUUCAUACAGACUCUCCUUUGCUGCAAUCUCACCUCCAUUGAAACCUGAUCAGAUUGCUUCUGUGGUGAUUGAAUUGUUCUAUUGUAAUGAACAUUUCACUGUGAACACUUAGGUCAAUAUUAUUAAAUGUAUGUGUGUAAGCUGAGAAAAGCUGUGUUGAGUCAAAAUGAAAGUGGUGAAAAAAUUAUUGACCUUUGGGUUCAUUUAAAAUAUUUUAAUGAAUAAAAUUUCAAUGAUACAA